AUGGCAAACCCGGUGAUUGUAUGCUCCCAUACUGUGAAUGGUGUUUCCAAAGUACAUCCAGAAUUGCUAAAAGCAAAAUUAUUCAAGGACUUCUAUGAGCUGUGGCCUCUGAAAUUUCAAUGCAAGACAAAUGGUGUUACCCAGAGGAAUGGUGAGACACACACCUCCAAAGAUGAUAAGAAACAUUUGCCAAUCUUUUAUUAG
Molecule: messenger RNA, 204 nt
Organism: Prunus armeniaca (apricot)
Lineage: Eukaryota; Viridiplantae; Streptophyta; Magnoliopsida; Rosales; Rosaceae
Source: the annotation of a GenBank genome assembly